AUGGAAAACCUUGCGGAGAACGACAUGCUUGUCGACGACUAUGAACAAUACCCCAAUGAGAAGACUGAUGUUGUCGUCGUCUCUCGCUCAGGCUCCGAUGAGCCUGAGCCUGCGCCUUCUGCUGCUGACCAUGCGGCCAUGAUGGCACGAGUCCUACCUAAACCCGCUGACCUCGAGGCCGAAGACGAGAUUCAUCACACAUGGCACAUCAAGGAUUGGAGGAAGUCGGAACGCAAGCUGCACGGGCCGGUCUUUAACUGCGGCGGGUCUCCUUGGCGAAUUCUCUUUUUCCCGUACGGAAACCACUCCGAACAUGCCUCGUUCUACCUCGAGCAUGCCUGGGAAGGAGAACCACCCAAGGACUGGUAUGCCUGUGUGCAGUUCGCACUGGUCUUGUCAAACGUGAAGGAUCCCUCGAUCUAUGUCUCUCAUGUUGCAACCCACCGCUUCACUGCCGACGAGGGAGAUUGGGGAUUCACCCGAUUUUACGAUAUCCGAACCCUUUUCAAUGAGGCAUGGGAAGGCAAAGGCGUGCCACUGGUGCAGGAUGAUGAGGCCAACAUCACAGCAUAUGUUCGCGUUGUUAAGGAUCCCACCGGUGUUCUCUGGCAUAGCUUCCAGAAUUACGAUUCCAAGAAAGAGACUGAUAUGGUGGGACUCCGGAACCAGGGUGCUACCUGCUAUUUGAACUCGCUUUUGCAAUCGUUGUACUUUACCAAUGCUUUCCGCAAGGCUGUGUACCAAAUCCCCACUGAAGAGGAAUCUACUCGCGAAAACAGUGCAUGGACCCUCCAAAGACUUUUUUACAACUUGCAAACCAAUGAAUCCGCGGUCUCCACAACGGAACUGACUGUGUCUUUCGGUUGGGACUCCAGACAGGCAUUUGAGCAGCAGGAUGUCCAGGAGCUUUCACGAAAGCUUAUGGAGCGAUUGGAGGAGAAGAUGAAGGGUACAGUCGCGGAGAAGGCCUUGCCUGACCUGUUUGUGGGUAAGACGAAGACCUAUAUAUCGUGCAUCAACGUCGAUUAUGAAUCUUCUCGUGUGGAGGAUUUCUGGGAUAUUCAAUUGAAUGUUCGAGGUAAUAAGACGUUGGAUGACAGUUUCCGUGACUACAUUCAGGUUGAAACACUCGAGGGCGAGAACAAGUAUGACGCAGGCUCUCCGUAUGGCUUGCAAGAUGCAAAGAAGGGUGUGAUCUUUGAAAGCUUCCCACCGGUCUUGCACCUCCAUCUUAAGCGAUUUGAAUACGACCUCAAUCUUCUUACUAUGAUGAAAGUGAACGACCGACACGUCUUCCCCUUGGAAUUCGAUGCUGCUCCCUAUCUCUCCGAAAAUGCCGACAAGUCCGAGCCUUGGACCUAUGAGCUGCAUGGAGUCCUAGUGCAUAGUGGCGGCUUGGACGCCGGUCACUACUACGCGUUCUUGAAGCCCACUAAGGAUGGACACUGGUACCGCUUUGACGACGACCGAGUGAACCGUGUUACUGAGAAGGAAGUUCUGGAGGAAAACUAUGGUGGGGAGUAUGAACUGGCCAAUGGAGCCGCUGGCGUUCGUCAGCCAUACACCCGAACACUCUCAACCAAGCGAUCUAUGAACGCUUACAUGCUGGUUUACAUCCGAAAGACUCGCGUGGACGAUGUUCUGCUUCCAAUCACCAAAGAAGAUGUCCCAUCCCAUAUUGAGUCACGCUUGGCUGAAGACCGUGCAGAGGCUCUUCGUCGCAAGAAGGAGAGAGAAGAGGCCCACUUGUAUAUGAACAUUGGCGUCCUGACCGAGAAGUCCUUCCAGUCCCACCACGGAUUCGAUUUGUUCAGUCCCGAUCUUCCCGCUGAAGACCCGGCGCAACCCACCCAGUACCGUGUUCUCCGGGCGAAGAAAGUGGGUGAAUUUGCGAAGGAAAUGGCAGAGGAACAGGGUCUCAAUGUCGAUGCUAUCCGCUUCUGGGUGAUUGUCAACCGGCAGAACAAGACUGCUCGGCCUGACCAAGUCAUUACUGACUCGGACAUGACCGUUGAAGAGGCCUAUUCGAAAUACGGUACUAAGGGUAACACUUUUCGACUGUGGAUGGAGGUUUCUUCCGACGGCCAGUCUUUCCCUGACAGCAACGACUCGGCUUUGAUCUUCUUGAAGAACUUCGAUGCAGUCACUCAAACGCUGAGCGGCGUUGGACCUGUUUAUGUUUCAAAGAGUCAGAAAGUUGGUGACCUUGGGCCUAUCAUUCUCAAGAAGAUGAACUGGCCCGUGGGUACCGAGUUCAUGCUCUUCGAAGAGAUCAAGCACAAUAUGAUCGAUGUGAUGAAGCCUAAGCAGACGUUCCAGCAAUCUGAGAUCCAGGACGGUGAUAUCAUUACGUUCCAGCGGACAGUAAAGGAGUCGGAGCUCCCGGCAUCGGCCCUCUACACCGACGCCAGACAGUUCUACGAUUAUCUUUUGAACCGUAUGGAUGUCACCUUUGCUCCUAUCACGGCCUCCGAGACUGAAGAAUUCACCUUGACUCUCAGCCGGAAGAUGACUUACGACCAAUUUUCGAAGAAGGUGGGUGAACAUUUGAACGUGGACCCAACUCAUUUGCGGUUUGCGCCAGUAAUGGCGAGCACUGGCAAAGCCAAGGCUUUCCUCAAGCGAUCCAUCACUUCAACCUUGGCUCAAAUUCUCAAUGGCCAAUAUGGUACAUAUGGUUACACCAUGCACCGGUCGGAUGCCCUAUACUACGAGGUCCUGGACAUGAGUCUCAGCGACUAUGAAAGUAAGAAGUGCUUCAAGGUGACAAUGCUUACCGAAGGAAUCACCAAGGAAGAGACCGUUGAGAUCCUGGUGGCCCGCAAUGGAACCGUCUCUGAGCUUCUCUCGGCUCUGCAGCAAAAGACCAAGCUUGAUGACGAAGCUUUCCAGAAUAUGAGGCUCUUUGAGGCCCACGGUGGAAAGUUUUACAAGGAGCUUCGCGAGGACUUCAAUGUGGCAUCGAUCAAUGAAUACUCCACACUGUACGCAGAGCGGGUUCCUGCCGAGGAGCUAAUUAUGGAAAGCGACGACCGGAUUAUCAAUGCCUACAACUUUGACCGAGAGCCUAAUCGCCCUCAUGGAGUCCCCUUCAGAUUUGUCGUCAAGCCUGGCGAGAUCUUCAAGCAGACUAAGGAACGUCUCUCAAAGCGAACGGGCAUCAAGGGAAAACCUUUCGAAAAGAUAAAGUUUUCUAUCGUUCCCCGCAACUCCUUCCCGAAUGCUAAGUAUAUUGAGGAUGAUGACAUCCUUUCAGACAUUGCUGGUCCCGAAGAUCUCCUUGGCCUGGACCACGCCAGCAAGAGCCGUGGAUUCUGGGGCAAGAGCGAGAGCUUCUUCAUUAGAUAA
This is a messenger RNA of Penicillium pulvis, 3348 nucleotides long. RefSeq names its product ubiquitin-specific protease UBP15. Gene Ontology annotation, molecular function: cysteine-type deubiquitinase activity; cysteine-type endopeptidase activity; protein binding. Gene Ontology annotation, biological process: protein deubiquitination; regulation of protein stability. The coding region runs from base 1 to 3348 and encodes 1115 amino acids. Lineage: Eukaryota; Fungi; Ascomycota; Eurotiomycetes; Eurotiales; Aspergillaceae. Gene Ontology annotation, cellular component: nucleus; cytosol. The record is from RefSeq and is a predicted model, not a curated record. The transcript is spliced from 10 exons.